Messenger RNA from Pundamilia nyererei, 397 nucleotides. Its product is annotated as fructose-1,6-bisphosphatase 1-like. Gene Ontology annotation, biological process: fructose 1,6-bisphosphate metabolic process; gluconeogenesis; sucrose biosynthetic process. The annotation marks the transcript as partial. The record is from RefSeq and is a predicted model, not a curated record. Gene Ontology annotation, molecular function: fructose 1,6-bisphosphate 1-phosphatase activity. The transcript is spliced from 3 exons. Gene Ontology annotation, cellular component: cytosol; cytoplasm. Lineage: Eukaryota; Metazoa; Chordata; Actinopteri; Cichliformes; Cichlidae.
UUACGGCAUCGCCGGCAGCACCAAUGUGACGGGCGAUCAGGUGAAGAAGCUGGACAUCCUGUCCAACGAUCUGGUCAUCAACAUGCUCAAGUCAUCGUUCAGCUCCUGCGUGCUGGUGUCUGAAGAGAAUGACAAAGCCAUCAUAGUGGAGCCAGACAGGAGGGGGAAAUACAUCGUGUGCUUUGAUCCUUUGGACGGCUCCUCCAACAUCGACUGUCUCGUCUCCAUUGGCACCAUCUUUGCCAUUUACAAAAAGACCACAGAUGAUGAGCCCUGUGAGAAGGACGCUCUGCAGCCCGGCAGGAACCUCGUGGCAGCGGGCUACGCCCUCUACGGCAGCGCCACCAUGGUAGUGCUCUCCACCGGCCAGGGAGUCAACUGCUUCAUGCUCGACCCG